AUGUCAGACACUAGUCAAGUACAUCAACGUUCCUCGCAAGCUGACACUGCGGCUCCACUGUUGUGGACUCAUGUGGUUAACUCACGCCGCAAAGGGAACAACAGACAACAACAAUCCAUCGUCUCUUUCAAUCCCACUAUCGUCAAACGACCUGUAACGGAAGCAGAGGCCUCGCAACAGGCCAUCAAUGGGGAUACUUCGCCACCUCCUCAGGCGGUUAUCCGUCCAUUCCUCAAAGGCGUGGAACAGGAUUCCGUCUUCAUCGAUCUGACACCUAUCAAGGAUCGCAAUCUCUUGAACAAGGCUCUUCUUCAAUUCAACGAAGCCUCUAAUGCUGAAGACAUGUAUGAAGAAUUUCUUGGAUACCGGAAACAACCUCGACACUACCUCAACCAUGCCUUCUUGGAAACCAUGUGGCUGCCCAACAGCGAAGGUCGUAAGACUCUCAUUGAAGAAGGUAUCACUCUAGAGGAUGGCACCUUUGUGAAAGGGUUUGCCUCGUACCAUGCUGAUGCUACGAUUGUGAAACUGACCCUGGAGAAUCUUCCUUUCUUGCCGGCCCUUCAGUUGAAGGAGGAAAUGGCUGCCCGACUUUCUGCGUUCGGGGAUGUCUUGGAUCACGGCAUCUCGAGAACUGAUGGGAUCUAUCAAGGAGAAGGUUAUGCUACACUUAAUCUAACGGUUCCUUCCAGCCCUGGUUAUGAAUGUCAAGAGUUACAUCCCGUUGGGAAAUCUUGCCCUGGUCAUCGCCAUUUGGAGAAACUCAGUCGUGUCAUUGUCUGGGAUUUGACAGCUUCGGAUCAAAGAAAAGUUUUACUCCAAUGGGAUCAAAUGCCGGCUUUCUGUCGUAAUUGUCAGAGCUCUGAACACUGUCGGGCUGAUUGUCCUGACUACAAGAAGUGGGUCCGCUGCCAUCAUUGCAAUGAAACUGGACAUGUGGUGAAGAACUGCAGUCGCAAUGACAGCCCAAACAAGGUCCGUGCGGUGGAAAACACUCCUGCCAAACCCCGAAAGGGCUCUCAGGUGGCCAAAGAGGGUAAAAAGGGUACUCAGGGUGGCUCCAAAGUAACUCCUGGUGGUGCUCCAGUUGGAAACAAAGGUAAUGCCCAAGGAAAAGGCCAGGAUGUUGCAUCUGGUGGUUCCCAAGGUGAUUCCGAUAAUCGAACUACUGCUACCCAGCAAGGUAGCACUCAAGGUGACGCUGAUAGUCAAACAGGUGCUAGAAAGCAGGUAGUUGAUAGAGAUGUUCAAAUGGAUGAUCUUCCAAAACUCCAAGUUAAAGAAGUCGAUGGGAAAGGGGCUUCCAAUGAUAUUAUCAUGUACGACUCUUCUACCCAUUCUGCUAAUGAACGAGAGGAGCGCCCUGAACGCCCUGCGAAGAAGAUCGGUAAAUUUAAUGGCGCGGAUGAUGUUAGUUCUGCCAAACAACAAGCUGCAUCUAAUGAAGUAGAGACUGGACAUCAACUCGGCUUGACAGGCCCUCCUUCACCUCCCCAACAUUAA
Molecule: messenger RNA, 1503 nt
Organism: Mucor velutinosus
Lineage: Eukaryota; Fungi; Mucoromycota; Mucoromycetes; Mucorales; Mucoraceae
Product: 60S ribosomal protein L3
Exons: 1
Coding region: 1-1503 (500 amino acids)
Molecular function (GO): nucleic acid binding; zinc ion binding
Source: RefSeq, a predicted model, not a curated record